AUGUUUGAGAGAGAGACGGAUGCCGUUUGUUUUAAGAUUUCUCUCUUGUAUUCAGUUUUAAUAGCUAUUAUUGGAUGCUAUAUUAUCAUAGAAGGAUACACUGGAAUAGCUUGUAUUCUAAUCAUAAUCUUGUAUCAGCGAAGAGUUGAAAAGCUUAAAAGGAAAAUAGCCGAAACAGCAAAAGGAAUUAUAAAGUAUCCUUCUCUCUUUGAUAUGUUAGAUUCAUUUAUGAUCCUUGAAUUUGCUUCUCUAGUUUGGGGUUGGUUUUUACUUAUUUAUUAUACAUAUAUCCAUUUUAACACCUUUUCUUUUCUUGACGGUCUUAGAGCUUCAUUAUUAUUUUCAUUCUUAUGUUUCUUCAUGUUAGUCAUGAUUCAACAGAUAUAUAUUUCAUUUUUGUUCACAGCUAGCAUUGGGAACGGUUUCUUUUUAUUUUCGAUUUUGCCUAGAUUUGUUUCAGCGACAAGAACAGUUUGUACAACUUUCUUUUGGAUUGUAGCACUUAACCAUUUCGAGUUUUAUUCGCCGCUUUUGCUUGAAAUCGCUUAUAUUAUCUUUAAAGGCUGUUUCUUUAUAUAUUGGAUCUACGAAGCAACAGCUCUUCUCACGUCAAAAGAUUUUCCAGAAGAAUUCAAAACAAAUGAAUGCACACAACCUUUCCAAUGCCCUGUUUGUUUGGAAAACGUCAAAUUCUAUAUAACCUUACCAUGCUCCCACAGUUUCUGUUUGACAUGCUUCCUUAGAUGGGGUGCACAAGUCUUGAAUUGCCCGAUGUGCAGACAUAAGUUCACUUCAUGGAUUCACCAAGUUGACUUUACGCCAUAUAACUGGCUUCCUUUUGUUAUUUUCUAA
Messenger RNA from Trichomonas vaginalis G3, 852 nucleotides. Its product is annotated as RING finger protein 141-related family. The transcript has a single exon. Gene Ontology annotation, biological process: protein autoubiquitination. The record is from RefSeq and is a predicted model, not a curated record. Gene Ontology annotation, molecular function: ubiquitin-protein transferase activity. Bases 1 to 852 code for a protein of 283 amino acids. Lineage: Eukaryota; Parabasalia; Trichomonadida; Trichomonadidae.